Messenger RNA from Rubroshorea leprosula, 1341 nucleotides. The record is from the annotation of a GenBank genome assembly. Lineage: Eukaryota; Viridiplantae; Streptophyta; Magnoliopsida; Malvales; Dipterocarpaceae.
AUGUCAUCAAGCCUCAUCUUAGGUUCAUAUCUCUCAUUGAGGCCUUUUAGAGAGAGAGAGAGAGAGAGAGAGAGAGAGAGAGAGUUAGAUGGAGCUCACACAACAUGGCUUCUUGGAGGAAUUGCCAGCUCCGAGACGAGACAGUUGGACAACUUUUACCGCUGGAGUGACUGAGUUCCUCCCUAAUGGAUGGAAUUUCGAUUCUUUUGAUGAAAACCCAACUUUGGCUACACCAAAUCCUUCAUUUUUAGGAUUCUCAAUGUCAGCAGAACUUGGCUUUGAAUGUCCUCCUAGUGAUCAGCCCUACCCUCUUAUUGAUGGAGUUACAGUGCCAGAAAUGGAUUCAUCGUACGUCCAAAAUGACACUCUAUUUCCAGCUCAAGAAGACUACCCAUCAAUGGUGGAUGAUGAAGAGCUCGGUCUUCUCUACAGUGAUCAUCAUCACAGCUUGGAAGAGAGAAAUGAUAGCUGCAAAGCUGAGGUGGAACAUACCAGCAACAUUCAAGUUUUUAGCAUGGGUUUUUGUGGAGAGAUAAAGACCAAGGGAAAGAGAUUACCAGGACAACCCUCGAAGAAUCUCAUGGCAGAAAGGAGGAGAAGGAAGCGACUAAAUGAUCGCCUCUCAAUGCUCAGGUCAAUAGUACCUAAAAUCAGCAAGAUGGACAGAACAUCUAUACUUGGAGAUACCAUAGAUUACAUGAAGGAACUUCUUGAAAGGAUCAAUAAACUGCAAGAGGAAGGGACAGAACUGGGUUCAGAUCAAAUGAACUUGGGUAGCUUGAGGAAGGAGAUAAAGCCAAAUGAAGUAAUGGUCAGAAACUCCCCCAAGUUUGAUGUGGAAAGGAAAGAAAUGGAUACCACAGUUGAGAUAUGCUGUGCAGCGAAGCCAGGAUUGUUACUAUCAACAGUGAGCACGCUGGAAGCACUAGGCCUUGAGAUUCAACAGUGUGUAAUUAGUUGCUUCAGUGAUUUCUCAAUGCAAGCCUCUUGUUCAGAAGUUGCUGAGCAGAGGACAUUGACAAGUUCUGAAGACAUAAAGCAAGCAUUAUUCAGAAGUGCUGGCUAUGGAGGAAGAUGUCUUUAAAAAAAUGGGUGGUAAAAAAAACCAACAAAGUCUGAAGAGAUGGAUGUUCCUAAAUCUAUUCUUCAAUGAACUGUCCGAAGCAAGCUGGUAGUAACUUUUUAUUUCUAAUAAGCAUUGUUCAUUCAUCAGAACAAUCUGACACCCUUAUUAUGGAUUGAUGUUAUGCAACAUCUUAUGGUGUAACUGUGUAUUUAGUUCCUCAUCUAUUAUGCAUGAUUGCACAUGGACUUAAUAUAUAAUAAGAAUAAGAAUGUUUU